Messenger RNA from Stylophora pistillata, 1313 nucleotides. RefSeq lists its product as uncharacterized. Lineage: Eukaryota; Metazoa; Cnidaria; Anthozoa; Scleractinia; Pocilloporidae. The record is from RefSeq and is a predicted model, not a curated record.
GUUUCAUGAAAAGUCCAAAAACUUUAAUCUUUUUAUUUGUAGAAAUUCAGUACAGGCGACUGCCAUUAGCGGAAUCGUUGGGAUGAGCAUUCGACUGAAAGUUGAUGGAGAUAUUCACUGGAGAGUUGUUGAACGAUACAUCGGUGAACAAUCCACUUAGAACUCUUACUGCUAGAUCAUAAAUGCCGUUAUUCAUUGAUGUUGUGUUAUUGCCAACUACUGAUCGAUGGAAGCGCAAGGCUGUUGACAUAAAUUUCUCGCAAAGCUUUAGUGCGUGGACCGACGCUGGCGUUGGCAGCUGUGAGAGUCGAAGUGGAUGGAUGCUGAGGCCAAACGUUUGUCUCUUUAUCCUGGUUUUUUUCGUGGACUGUGUAUCUGCUAAUGAACAGUGCAGGAAGAAGAUCAACAUUCAAGGUGAAGAAUGCCGAUCCAUUCUUUUCAAAGAGCCCAUGCAGGACAAAGUCAUGAAAGGCCACCUGAUCAGGAUUUUAGAGGUGCCCCGCCAAGGCAGCUGUAAUGUGCUCUGUUAUAUGGAGCCCAAUUGUGUGUCCAUAAAUGUUGGGCCUUCACAAGGAGGGAACUACAAUUGUGAGCUGAACAAUGCUUCGGACGAAAGUCCAGGCUCAUCCGAUCUUCAGAGUAAACGAGAUUAUAUCCAUAUCAGUAUCGAGAAUCCCUGCAGCAGCAGUCCCUGUUUCAACAACGGCACGUGUCAAGCUGGAUACACUGAUAAAGGAUUUCGUUGUAAAUGUCCAUCAGGAUUCACUGGUGUAUACUGCAAGAAAGCUUGCAGCUUUGACUUUGAAAAUGGAAUCGGCGGGUGGGAAAUGACAGGCAGAGCUUUUAUUUACCAGCCAACAUUUGGUGACAAUCCAGUCGCGCGCGAAAGAGAAAGCGCCCAGCAGCAAGGGCACUGGUGGAUAGGGGGAGCUGAGAAACGGUCCAAUGAGAGCGAUCCCGCAGGAAAGCAGCAUCCAGCGGGAGCCGACCCACCCAACGGAACUCUCACCUCACCUUGUUUUCGUAUCGUCGGAAAGAAUAUUUCGUUUCUUAUUGGUGGGGGAUGUACCGUAUCUGAAAUUCGUGCGGAGCUUAUUGUCAACAGCCAGGUCGUCAGAAAGGAGACAGGAAACUGUAAUGAGACAAUGUAUCGUAAGGGCUGGGACGUAGAGGAGUUUAUUGGUCAAUACGCCCAAGUCAGACUUGUUGACAAGAGGCAUUGUUGUUGGGGUCACAUCAACUUUGAUGACCUUAAAGGAGAUAUCAUUUGUCCUCACGAUUUAGACGAGAAAAACUGAAGAAACAGCGGCUUU